Molecule: messenger RNA, 1864 nt
Organism: Vanrija pseudolonga
Lineage: Eukaryota; Fungi; Basidiomycota; Tremellomycetes; Trichosporonales; Trichosporonaceae
Product: NmrA-like family domain-containing protein 1
Exons: 5
Coding region: 1-1749 (582 amino acids)
Cellular component (GO): nucleus
Source: RefSeq, a predicted model, not a curated record
AUGGACCUGCACGCCGCCUCGUUCAUGGGCAUGACGGUGCCCGACGACUUUGUCGUCAAGGCGGCCACGAAACCCGCGAGCCCGACAAGGAAGAGCAGCACGCCGCCGAUCGCCAUCCCCGUCCCAGGCAAGCCGCGCAUGCGCUCCCCUUCCAUGCUCGCCACAUCAGUCGCGAGCAACACGAGCUCGGUAUCGGCGUCAGCCUCGACAGCCAGCAGCAGCGGCGUCGGCGGCGGCGGCAGCGGCGGCGACUCGCCAAUGCAGGCGCCGCGCCCCCUCCGCGCGCGGGGCAGCACGCUGAGCGGCGCGCCGCACCAUGCGCCGCGGCCGCACAUCUCCAUCCUCAGCUCGUCGCCGACACGCACCCCGUUCGCAGUGGACGACAGCCUCGUCACGCCGCUAUCGCUCACGGGCUCGUCGCCGCUCUCGGCCUUUGGUGUGUCCCCGGCCGGCCGCCCCGGGUUCGGGCGCAGCGAGUCCAACUCGAUGCCCGUCACGCGUGUCGCCACGCCCUCGAGCCCGACCACGGGGGCGCGCACGUCGCCCAAGAUGAACGGCAGCGUCGGGCUCGCGCGCGCGCCCAGCCCGCAGCAGCAGCAGAACGCGACGUCCCCGCCCAAAUCGCCCAAGUCAAAGGGCAUGUCCUUCCUCACGCACAAGAUGGGCAAGCUGCUCGAUUUCGACGGCAUGCUCGGCCCCCUCGACCCCAACCGCGUCGCCAGCAUGCUCACCCGCGACCCCACGCCGACGGUCGUGUUUGGCGCCGAGACGGAAGCCGGGUAUGCGGUUGUCCGCGCGCUCCUCAACGCGCGGUCGUGGGCCGUCGUCGCGCUUGUCGUCGACGACACCAACGAAAUGUGUGCACAGCUCCGCGACGACGGCGUGCCCGUUAUCCAGGUCGAUAUGGACAACCCAGGCAGCUACGCAAAGCACCUCAAGGGUGCCAAGGCGGUCUAUCUGUCUACCAAUGUCAUCGCGCUCCACGCCAUCCUCGUUCACCAGCCCGAGCCCAAGCGAACAGAGUUUGCGCGCGCCGCAGACCUGUGCCAGCUCACCAAGGCCGUCCAUGCCUGCGCGCGUGCAAAGGUCGGCCAUGUCGUCUUCCGCACAAACUCGUGCGGCCACGAGGUCAGCCUCAACACCAUGUCGACGUGUGGUGUCUUCCAUGAUGCGCCUGAGGAGUUGCUCUCUGCUGGAGUGCCUACAACAACUCUCCACUCGUCGGUGCCCUACAACCGCGUCGUGACGUGGCUGCGCAACGGCCCAGACGGCUCGCUCGUGCUUGACAUCCCCGUGCCCGACGACACCAAGAUUCCCUUCUUUGCUAUCGAGCAGACUGGCGAAUACGUCCUCGCCGCCCUCAACAACCCCAAGCGCUGGGUCGGCAAGGACAUGUACUGCCAGUCCGAGCUAUUCACGCCCACCGAGAUUGCAGCCCUCCUGUCCAAGAUGUCGGGCCGCAAGGUCGACACGGCACACGUCACGCGGGCCCAGUUCGACUCGCUCGAGUCGCACGAGCGUCUCACAUGUCGCUGGGACGCAUGGGCGCAGCUCGUUCGCGGAGAGUACCGCCCCGAGCCUUACAUGUUCCCCACGGCCGCCGACGUGCCAAACCAGUGGAGCUGGCAGGAGUGGCAGGGCAGCAACCUCGAGCUGCACCAGGUCCUCCGGGGCGAAAUCCCUGUCCCAAACAAGGACGACCCGGAUCGGCACCUCAAGGAGACGGAGACUCUGGCCCAGCAGUCUUAGGAGGAUAUCAUCGUUGGACAUUUGGUGUUGUACGUUUGUUUGAGUGGUAUUCCGGGUUUAGCAAGAGUUCCGGGUUUAGGCUGUUACUAUCAUGUAUCGCGAUUAUUGUGCGCAG